This is a messenger RNA of Geodia barretti, 462 nucleotides long. The record is from the annotation of a GenBank genome assembly. NCBI's taxonomy places the organism in Eukaryota, Metazoa, Porifera, Demospongiae, Tetractinellida, Geodiidae.
GCAAACCAAUGGAACGGACUUUUCGUCGCCAUCAAACCCGAUGGGGUACAGCGCAGUCUCGUCGGUGAGGUCGUCUCCCGGCUGGAACGUCGCGGCUUGAAGUUGGUCGCCAUCCGCCUGAUGCAGGUGGAUGAGGAUCUGGCCGGACGGCACUACGCGGAGCACGUCAACCGGCCGUUUUUCCCUUCUCUGGUUUCGUUCAUCACCUCCGGCCCCAUCGUGGCGAUGAUCUGGGAGGCGAACAAUGCCGUGGCUUUGGCCCGGCAAACCAUGGGAUCGACCAAUCCCGCUGAGGCAGCGCCAGGUACGAUACGGGGCGAUCUGGGGAUAGACAUCGGCCGGAACCUAGUUCACGGUUCCGACGGCCCGGAAUCCGCGGAACGCGAAAUCGACCUGUUCUUCGGGGCCGGCGACGCCCUGGACUAUUCGCGCAGCGCCGACGAAUGGAUUACAGAAUCCUGA